Messenger RNA from Pantherophis guttatus, 4409 nucleotides. It is a transcript of the gene KIF1C, whose product is annotated as kinesin family member 1C. NCBI's taxonomy places the organism in Eukaryota, Metazoa, Chordata, Lepidosauria, Squamata, Colubridae. Gene Ontology annotation, biological process: microtubule-based movement. The record is from RefSeq and is a predicted model, not a curated record. Gene Ontology annotation, molecular function: ATP binding; microtubule motor activity; microtubule binding.
CGGUCUCGCGACAUUCCUGCCCGCCCCGCCCCUCGCCCGCCCGGCAUCUGCCUCGCCUGCCGGGCGCUGCCCGAGGACGCCGAGCCCAGCCGAGCGGAGGGAGCAGCGGCGGCGGCCGCGGAAGGUAAACUGCCCCCCCAGCUGUUGUCCAGAGGGAGCCAGGAUGGCCGGCGCGUCCGUCAAAGUGGCCGUCCGGGUGCGGCCCUUCAACGCCCGAGAGAUCAGCCACGCGGCCAGCUGCGUCAUCCAGAUGCAAGGACCCACCACCUGCAUCGCCAACCCCAAGCAGGCCAAGGAUGCCCCCAAGAGCUUCACCUUCGAUUACUCCUACUGGUCCCACACCUCGGAGGACGACCCCCACUUCGCUUCCCAGCACCAGGUCUACAAGGACAUAGGGGAGGAGAUGCUGCUCCACGCCUUUGAGGGCUACAACGUCUGCAUCUUUGCCUACGGGCAGACGGGGGCCGGCAAGUCGUACACCAUGAUGGGCAAGCAGGAGAAGGACCAGCAGGGCAUCAUCCCUCAGCUCUGUGAAGACCUCUUCCUCCGAGUGGCCGAGGAAGCGUCGCCCUCCCUGUCCUGCUCUGUGGAGGUGAGCUACAUGGAGAUCUACUGUGAGCGUGUGCGGGAUCUCCUGAGCCCCAAAAGCCGUGGGAACCUGCGUGUGCGUGAGCACCCCAUCAUGGGGCCGUACGUGGAGGGCCUCUCCAAGCUGGCCGUCACAUCUUUCGAGGACAUCGCCGACCUCAUGGACUGCGGCAAUAAAGCCAGGACUGUGGCUGCAACCAAUAUGAACGAAACCAGCAGCCGCUCCCACGCCGUCUUCACCAUCGUCUUCACCCAGCGCCGGCAUGAUGAACUCACGGACUUGGACGCUGAGAAGGCUAGCAAGAUCAGUUUGGUGGACCUGGCGGGCAGCGAGCGAGCGGACUCGUCGGGCGCGAAGGGCAUGAGGCUCAAGGAAGGCGCCAACAUCAACAAAUCCCUGACCACCCUGGGCAAGGUCAUCUCCGCCUUGGCCGAGAUGCAAAGCAACCACAAGAAGAAGAAAUCCGAAUUCAUCCCUUACCGGGAUUCGGUGCUCACCUGGCUGCUGAAGGAGAACUUGGGAGGAAACUCCCGCACGGCCAUGAUCGCCGCCCUCAGCCCAGCCGACAUCAACUAUGAGGAGACGCUGAGCACCCUCCGUUACGCCGACCGUGCCAAGCAGAUCCGCUGUAACGCCAUCAUCAACGAGGACCCCAACGCCCGGCUCAUCCGUGAGCUGAAGGAGGAGGUGGCCAGGCUGCGGGACCUCCUCUCCGCCCAGGGACUCUCGGGCGCCUGCUUCUCAGGGCCCGAGUCGGCCGAUCCAGGCGGCGGACAGAGCACUCCCAGUGCGCCCUUUGCCUCAAUGGCCCCCUCCUCCCUCCUGCUGGAACCCAUAGCCCUCAAUGGGGAGCUGGAGCUGCAGCUGCCGGACUCUGAGGAGCAGAUGCUGUGCACGGAGGAGGCCAUGGAGAGGCUGCAGGAGACCGAGAGGAUCAUUGCAGAGUUGAAUGAAACCUGGGAGGAAAAACUGCGGAAAACGGAGGCCAUGCGGAUGGAGAGAGAAGCUCUCCUAGCAGAGAUGGGCGUGGCUCUUCGAGAGGACGGGGGCACCGUUGGGGUCUUUUCCCCCAAGAAGACUCCCCACUUGGUGAACCUGAACGAGGACCCCCUGAUGUCAGAGUGCCUGCUCUACCACCUCAAAGACGGCGUCACCAGAGUUGGCCAGCAGAACGCGGACAUCCGGCUGAGCGGGCAGUUCAUUCAGGAGCAGCACUGCGUUUUCCGCAGCGUCACCUGCGAGUCGGGAGAAGUCGUGGUCACCCUAGAGCCGUGCAGAGGGGCUGAGACAUACAUCAACGGGAAGCAGGUGAUGGAGCCCCAGGUGCUGCGAUCAGGCAACCGUGUGGUGAUGGGCAAGAACCACGUCUUCCGCUUCAACCACCCUGAGCAGGCCCGGCUGGAGCGGGAGCGCAGCUUGCCCCCCGAGGGCCAGGCGGAGCCCGUGGACUGGAACUUCGCCCAGAGGGAGUUGCUGGAGAAGCAGGGCAUCGACAUCAAGCUUGAGAUGGAGAAGAGGCUGCAGGACCUGGAGACGCAAUACCGCCGAGAGAAGGAGGAGGCGGACCUGAUCCUGGAGCAGCAGAGGCUGUAUGCAGAUUCGGACAGUGGCGACGAUUCGGACAAGCGCUCGUGUGAGGAGAGCUGGCGUCUCAUUUCCUCGCUGCGGGAGAAGCUGCCGGCCACUAAAGUGCAGACAAUUGUGCGCCGCUGCGGCCUGCCCAGCUCAGGCAAGAAGCGGGAGCCGCUACGGGUGUACCAGAUCCCGCAGCGCAGACGGGCGGCCAAGGACCCCCGCUGGCUGACCUUGGCUGACCUCAAGAUGCAGGCAGUCAAGGAGAUCUGCUACGAAGUGGCUCUCAACGACUUCCGACACUCCCGUCAGGAGAUCGAGGCCAUGAGCAUCGUCAAGAUGAAGGAACUCUGCCGUCUCUACGGCCGGCGCGACACAAACGAGCGUGAGAGCUGGCGCGCCGUGGCCAGGGACAUCUGGGACACAGUGGGCGUGGGCGAGUCGGAGGGCCCCACAGGAGGCAGUCCAGCACCUGGGAACACGGAAACCCGGGUCAGCACACCAGGCGUGGAAGUCAGCGACCUCCGGGCACAUAUUGACAAGCUGACGGACAUUCUGCAGGAAGUGAAGAUCCAGAACAACAUGAAGGACGAAGAGAUCCGGUCACUGCGAGACCGGGUGGUCAAGAUGGAGCAGGUCAUCCCGGUGUCGCCCCAGGAAGACGAAGAGCUGGAGCAGGAGUGGCAGUCGCUGCUGUUGGCACAGGAGGGCCGAGCUUUUGUGGCCGAGGGGGAGACCGGGGGCUCGGGGGAUGCCAUGACUCCCCAGGAAGAAGAGGGGUCCUUGCCCUGCGACCGGGUCUCCCGCCUGAUGAAGAAGGACCCUGCCUUCCGCCGGGGGCGCCUCCGUUGGCUCCGCCAAGAGCAGCUGCGCCUGCAGAACUUGCAGCCGCAGCAGCCACAACAGCGCCGGGGGCCCAGCCGCUUCAUCCCCCCGCAGGACUGCAAGCUGCGCUUCCCCUUCAAGAGCAACCCGCAGCACCGCUACUCGUGGGGGCCCAGCACCGCCUUCAUGGUGGGCGAGGAGAAGGAAGGGCCCCCCGUUGAGGAGACGCCUCGGGCCCCCAGCCCCAACAACCACGGCAGUCCCACUGCGCCACCGAAGCAGCCCGCUCGGCGCCACUCCCUGGAAGGGGGGCCACGGGGCAGGCGCAACAAGGGCAGGGGGCAGGAACAGCAUCCCCCACGCAAGCAUAACUAUUACCCUUACCAGCACCAGCCCUACCCGCAGCGCCGUUCGGGAGUCUUGGAGGGCCACACCCCACCCCGCAUGCGCCGGCAGAGAUCAGCGCCCAACCUGCAGCAGGAGAAUGCCGGCGCUCAGUGAUUCUGCCAAGUGGCUGCUCCUGCGCCCCCUUUUCCAGGGGGCAGUGGGGAGGAGCCCCCCCUCUUGCAGGAGGGGUGGUGGCUCAGCACAGCCCCCGCUGGGCAGGGCGCUCUCUCUGCAGUCUGCGGGGUCCUGGGGGGGGGCUGCACUGCCGUUUGCUUGCAUCGGCGUAGUAGUUGUAGGGCCCAGGUGCAGCCCCUGUGUGGGGGGCAGGACGGGGGCCUGCCUGGGCGCAGCUGCAGGGAUAUUCUGCAGUCCCCCACCCCACCCCAGAGCAGCCUUAGGGGGGCGAUGGGGGAAUCCAGGGCAGCAGGGACUUGUGGAGGGGUCUUCCCUUGCUUUGUGUGGUAGGUGGGCCGGGGACGAUGAACCUGUUUGAUCUCCUAAAUGGGGGCAAAAGGGAGGGGUCCUAAAGGGGGAGGGGCAGAUGUAGUGUGAAACAAAAUCCGUUCUUGGGGCGAAAAGGCAGAACUUCAAACUUUGCUGAUAGCCCCCCCCCCCCCCCCCCCACGGUCCCAAGGCUGUAUAGAAGCCUCAUCCAAUUUGGGGUGGGGGUGGGGGGGCACAAAUAUCCGUGUUCCUGCUGAUUCUAUUAAUUGACGUCUCAUGGGAGCCCCCCUCCCCAUCGCACUCUGCCACUUUAGGGCACCCCUGACCCUCCUGCCAAGGGGGAUGGAGAGGGAGGGGCCCGCUUCUGAGGGUAUUAUCACCCCCCAAUUCGCUGCAUCAGCUUUCAGGGGGAGCAGGCGUCCAAGGGCCCCCCCCAUGGAAGACUCCCUAGAGGUUGUCAGUGGGGGAGGCUGUGCUGGGGGUGAGGGCAGCUACAUCUGAAGCUGGGGUCUUGGUGCUUGGGGGGAGAUGUGGGGCUGUGUUCUUGGGUUGGCUACCUGUUCCUGAAUAAUAAAGGUGGCACAACACCCUC